AUGACCGUAAAGAACUGGAGAACCGGUUGGGCAAAAGUAAGUGGUGGUGGGGGUAUGCCUCCGGCGGCUGGGGCUCUGCCCCAGACCCCGUGGCUCCUCUCGCUUCGCUCGAGUCGGGCGUCGACGGUCCUAGCCACCUCCUGCGAAGCAGGAGCUACGGGGUCUGGGGCAGCGCCCCAGCCGCCGGAGGCAUGUCCCAUCGACCUGUGGUCUAACGGUUUAGGAAUCCAGUUUGGUACUGCCGGUUUGAGGGGCCGGAUGGAGGCCGGGUUCGACCGUAUGAACGAUUUGACGGUUUUGCAGGCUUCGCAGGGUCUGGUGAGUUAUGUCCGGAAUACAGUUCCAAAUGCCGAAGCUCAGGGCGUUGUGAUUGGGCAUGAUCAUAGACACAAUUCCAGCCGAUUCGCAGAAUUGACGGCCUUGGCGUUUGUCACUAAAGGGUUCAAGGUGUACACAUUGGGCCAAUGUCAUACUCCUUUGGUCCCGUUUGCUAUUGACGAGUUUCGUGCUAGCUGUGGUGUUAUGGUGACAGCUAGUCAUAAUCCGGCUCAGGAUAAUGGUUAUAAGGUUUAUUGGCAGAACGGGUGCCAGAUUAUUCCACCUCAUGAUGUGGGUAUUGCCCAGUCUAUUGAAGAGAAUGCUGAACCGUGGACAUGGGACGUAUCGGUUUUGAAAGAUAACCAGCUGGUAGUGGAUAUUGGUUCUCAGUCUUCGGCAGUGCUGGUGUCGAAAUAUUUCGCGAAAAUGAACCAGGUCCUUGGAUUUACAGACGGUCAUACUGGUGGCCGUAGAGCCAGUGCUGUUGGACCGGGAGCCGCAAGGGAUUCAAUUCAGUUUGUUUAUACCCCAAUGCAUGGAGUGGGUCUUCCUUAUCUUCAUGAAGCAGCCAGUCAGUUGGGUUUGUCGGCAAACUCAGUAGUUACGGUCAACGAACAAGCCCAGCCCGACCCAGACUUUCCUACUGUAUCGUUUCCAAACCCAGAAGAAAAAGGAGCAUUGGAUUUGGCAAUGAAACUAGCCGAUUCGAGGGGAAUUUCUAUUGUUCUUGCAAAUGAUCCUGAUGCUGAUAGGUUUGCAGUGGCUGUUAAGGAUACCAGAUCCGAAUCUGGCAAAUGGAUCCAGUUAACUGGCAACCAAGUGGGCGCGAUAUUUGCUGACCAUUGGAGAACUCGUUGGAAGAAAAAUGGGGAUAAAAAGCUCGCGAUGCUGAACUCAACAGUUUCCAGUCAAUUGAUUGCCAGCCUGGCUGCUAAGUAUGGGUUUCAUUAUGAGGAUACUCUGACCGGGUUCAAAUGGAUAGGUAAUCGUGCUAUUACGUUAGAGUAUCAGGGAUAUGAUAUUCCUUUUGCUUUUGAAGAGGCUCUGGGAUACAUGUUCGCUGUAGUACAUGACAAAGACGGCAUUAGUGCAGCAUAUGUAUUUAUUCAGAUCUUACUGGAGCUACAAGAACAGUCGACCACUGUAUUAGAUAAACUAGAGUCGAUCUACCAGGAUGUGGGAUAUUUCGAGGAGCACAAUUCUUAUUACAUUGUCAAUAAUCCGUCGACCACUGAUACUGUUUUCGAAUACAUUCGCACUGCCGGUACUAGUCCGUCUAAUCCACAUUACCCUCGCACAAUUGGUCGAUUCGACGUAUCCAGCUGGCGUGAUCUGACUACUGGCUACGAUUCCAGUACCCCCAACAAUGUACCCACUUUACCAGUCUCAAACUCGUCACAGAUGAUUACCGUGACACUCAGUUCACCGGCAAACGAAACUGUGCGAUUCACCGCUCGCGGCAGCGGCACCGAACCCAAACUCAAGGUGUAUAUUGAAGCCAAGGGCUCUACCCGUUCAUCAGCCCAACAACUGGCCGACGAAGUAUGGGAUCUUCUUCUGAACGAGUGGUUCCGACCACCUGUGACGGGACUUGUGCCGGUCUAA
Messenger RNA from Sugiyamaella lignohabitans, 1923 nucleotides. It is a transcript of the gene PRM15, whose product is annotated as phosphoribomutase PRM15. The transcript has a single exon. Gene Ontology annotation, molecular function: phosphopentomutase activity; magnesium ion binding. NCBI's taxonomy places the organism in Eukaryota, Fungi, Ascomycota, Dipodascomycetes, Dipodascales, Trichomonascaceae. Gene Ontology annotation, biological process: carbohydrate metabolic process; purine ribonucleoside salvage. The record is from RefSeq and is a predicted model, not a curated record. The coding region runs from base 1 to 1923 and encodes 640 amino acids.